Molecule: messenger RNA, 7521 nt
Organism: Zonotrichia albicollis (white-throated sparrow)
Lineage: Eukaryota; Metazoa; Chordata; Aves; Passeriformes; Passerellidae
Source: RefSeq, a predicted model, not a curated record
AAAAUAUUGAAGUUUCUCCCAGUGCCUGAAGAUUUUCCUGAAGGGUCCUGGCAACCAUCUCAUGAUCAAAGGAAAAGCAUUAUAAAGCUGACCCAAGGAAGUGAGGCCAUUUUCACCACAGGCAAGCUCUUGAACAGCAGCCACCACCCUGAUCCACAUUCCAGAAGGUUUUCACGCAGGUGCAGCUGCUGUUUCAUGGUCCAGCACAGACUAGGUGCAAGUAAUCUCUAGGUUUCCCUGGGAUCGUAGACUUCUGAGCUGUAACCUCCUGGCCACAACAUUUCCAGUGCUCAUUAGAGCUCCAAGUCAGGGAGCUGUCACCAGGAAUGGGCAAACUGAGGCAUUAGGAGCCUAAACCAAGUGGCGAGAGCAGACCUACAGUGUUUGCCUGUGCCAUCUGGGGAGGAUCCCAGAAGAUGGGAUGCUCAGUCCCCUUCUGUUAGAGUCCAAAAUGUCCCUUUUCUGCUGUAGAAGCCAGUUGUGAAGGGGUCACAUUCAGACUUGAGCCAGCUAAUUAAAUGCAGUUAGCAGAAAGUGCUGCAGGGAGCCCUCCCUGUGCCCCCGACCCUGCAUCACCCCUGGCUUUUUGGUCCAAGAUUUUAUUCCCUUCUCUCCCGGGAGCUGCGCCGCCGUUGCCAGCGCCGCCCCGCAGGCACAUCCCGUCCGGAUGCAGGAUGCAGAGAGGGAUUUGGGGGUGCCGGGUGCUUCCCCCCGGGGCCGCGCCCGCGGCAGCGCCAGAGGCAGCGCCCACCCUCCCCUGGCACGGCUCUCCCACCGUCUGCCGCAACCCGGGCUGCUCCGCAUCCUCCGGCUCCCCGCAAACCUCGGGAAAGCUCUCCCGUCUAAGGCGCACCUUUUCAGUAUUCACAGAGAAGAGUACAGUCACAUAUUCCUCUCAAAGCCACAAGGACUUGACUAGAGCUAAAAUGUCAUUUAUGUACAUAUCACAAGCGUUUUUCUAGGCACAGAUGUCUUUCUGGUGCCAAUAUGCUGUUUAUGUACUUAUCUGUCACAAGCACAUGUCUACAUACAUAUGCCCUGCUGGCAGAGGCACAGAGCAUUUUGAAACUCUUAUUAGACUGCUAAUGAAUAAUACGCAUACAAAGGAGAAAACAGAAGGUGGGUCUAUCAGGAACAGCCUCUUUCUUAACUACCUUUUAAUUGUAGGAGAGGAAGAAAAGAGAUGAAUUUUGAUAUGUUGGCAUCUGUGAAGGCCUGCUUAGCAGCAUCCAACGCCAUCAUUUUAAAAGUGGAUUUUUCACAGGUUUGGGUAUUUUGGGGGGAGGGGAGGAUUUUUUUUUUCCUCUUAAAAAAAACCCCACAAAAUUUUGACACUGAGAGUAUUGCAAAUCCUGGUGCCAAUGAUGUAUGAUAGUGUGAUUGUCACCAUGGAAUGCUGAAAAGCUCGAGCAGCUGUUUGGCAUAUUGACAGUGCGAAUUUAGAGCGUUUUAAAUGCAAAUGACAGUAUUCAGUUGAUCGCAGGAAAACAAUGGGUCAUAGCCUUACCUUUCCUUGGCUAUGCUCUGAAUAAUCAGGCUGCAAAUCCAUGCACAAUAGGGAUAUUGUACACGUUCUGGGGAUUUUAUUCCCCGCGUUCAUGGGGGUCGAUAUGAUGCUUCUUUUGGGCAGAGCUGAAAUAGAGGUGCCGCUGAACCAUCCCAGGCACCUCGCAGGGGUGAGGUGGGGAAAAGGGCAUAAUUUGCUCCAAAUCCACCACGUCCUAAGUGUCAGCCUGUUUUUCUUCACUUCUAUCCUUUCCCGCUUGCUCUUUAAUCAUUCCCAAGGGUGGCUGGCUUUCUGCCUGACUUGUCUCCAUUAUACCCUGCUGCAAUCAAUAUGGCAAGCAGAAAUCAGCAGGAGAAGGCAUGUUCUGCUCCCAGUGAGAGCCGGUGGGAGGGAAGGAGAUCAGGCCAGCCAGCUGCAACCCCAGCCCGGCAGGCGAGCCGAAAUCCAGCCGAAAAAAGCUGCCGCCAGACGGCUGCGUCCUGUUUCCUUCGUGGUGCCCCCUGCCCGGCAGCGAGCAGCAGGAUGGGUUAAAGAGUCACUCCCAGCACUUUUUGGAUUCAUUGGGUCCAGCUCAAAUCCACGGGACAAACAUUUUGUUGCCACAAGAGCCCAGAGGAUUUAUAAUCUGCAGUUCCUUUCAGUCCCCUGGCAGCCGUUUCCAGCCAGGACGUGUUUUUUGGUUUUUUGGAAGAACACGUUUUCAUUCAAGAGAUGUUACAGCAAAAUUCAAGCAGGGUCUGCAGUGGUCUGUGUCCGAAGGCAACAAAGCCAGCUUUCUCCUCGGGUUUGGGUUUCUUUUCAGCACUUACCAACUUUGUCUCACAACACCCUUGAGGAGGCAAAAGCGCUUUUUGUUCCUUUAUUAACAGGCAAGGGAAGCGGGACAUUAAAAUCCCGGUGGUGCAGGAGGAGGCAGCCCUGGGGAUGCCUUGGUGGGGCAAAGAGGGGGUGUGGGUGAUGCUUUGGGUACCCCCUGGCCCCUGCUCACCUUACCCACACUAACCUCCUCUUACAAAUUUAAUCCCUCAAAAUUCAGAGCCACAAAUUUCUGGGAUAGCUGCUUCACUGAGAAGGCAGAGGAUUUAUUUGCCGCUAACUUCUUUGGAGAGUUAUUUUUUUCCCUCUCCAGCCUGCACAUGGCCCUGCCAUCCCUGCUGCCCCUCGCCAGUUUUAAGGCAUUUGUACACAGAUCCCUGUGGAGGAAAUGGGCUCUUUUUGUCCCAUAUUGCAGAUGGCAGCUAUGAGAGAAGAAGAUUUAUGUCACUUGCCCAACUUCGCCCUGGAAGUCUUUGGCAGAGAUUUGCACCCCGGUCUCCAACCUCACGCUACAAUUUGUGACCAUCGCUCCUGGCUCCACUUCAGCCUCUUCUCUCUCAAAGCAGAGAUAAGGACAAUUUCCAUUUUUCACCCUUUUAUAACAAAUCUCAUGAUAAUUUAAUAAUAUAUUUUUUUUAAAACCCUCUCUUUGAAGUGGUUUGAGACUGUGGAAAACUCCACUUUCAUUAAAAGGAAAAUUAAAGUUGUGGACAAAAAGGCUGAAGCUUUUUGUUUCAAGAAAGACUAGAAACUGUAAUCUAACAGAAAAAUUAAACACUAAAAAACAAUCUGCUGCUCCAAGGGUCAUCCUGUGAUUUACAUGGAGUAAUUCAUGAUUUUCCAGCAAGUUGCCGGGCAGACCUCAAAGAUCGAUGCCUCUGAGGGAAUACUAAUUUUAAAAAGUAUUCAGCUCCUCAUCAGAUUUUGAGGAGUAUGGCACACUUUCAUUUCUCCCUGCACAUUAGCCAAAUUAAAUCAAAAUAAAUAUCAAUGAAAAUAUUGCACAGGACAUAAAAGCCCAUCCAUUUGUGCUCUAUCCAUAUGCUGCUUUACGAGACGCUGGGUUUCGCUCCUGCUCCGCUCUCUGCUGCCAGCCCCGAGCGCGCAGCAAGGCGCGGAGUCCCCGAUGUGCUUUAGGCAUUCAUCCCUCCAAUACUGCACCCCGGGGCCUGCCUGCAGUUUUGUUCUCACCCUGUAUCUUCGCCAGGCUUGUUUGUGCCCACGGGCAGCAGCAGUGGCCUGGCCAACGCCUGCCAGGCCGGCUCCAGUCCCGGCCACCGGCUCAGGCUGCGCCGCCGUCACUGUGGGACCAGCCGCAAGGUGCAUUCCUGCCAGCAAAAAGUACAGCUGCUAAAAGGUGCUUUGUUCAUUAAUUAUCUUAGGGUGGUUUGGACAAAGCAAAUAUUUCCAUGUCCAGGAAGUUGUUUCUGAGGGAUGCUGGUGCAUUUGCACCCUGCGGGGUCCCUCGCUGUGCAUCUGCACCGAGGCGCCGUGCAACCUGCGAAGCACGGAGUGCCCGCGGCAGAAAUCAUAAACCGCAACUCAGGGUUUGGAAAUGCAACCAAUUUGUGCCGGCUCAGGAGCAAGAGCAGCGAUUUCUGCAUUUAAAACCGGUGCAGUUUUUAGGGUAAUGUGAUUAGAGAUUCAACAUUUCCCCCUCUCAUUAUUAUUUAGCUCCCUCAUUUGAAUGCUCAGGUUUGAGGGAAGGGGGAUUGCUUGGAAAUUACAGACGCAGCCAAAUUUCUUCCUUCCCCUUUGACAGGGCAGCACUGAUGGUUAUUGUUCUUUUCUAGCUGCAUUACGCUGUCCUUGAUUUUUGUUUCAAGCAGUCUAAUGGCAUGAUGUCAAAUCCUGCUAAUUGGUUUAGGAUUAAAAUGCAGGGCCACAUCACUCUCUUGAUUAACCAGCAGCAAAACUGCUUUUGUCUAACGAUCGUUUCAGAGGAGAAAGAAAAUAAAGCAUAUAAAGGAAGCGUCAGGCUUUUGUCAGUAAAAAUACGUAGGAAAAUGCUUUUUUUUUUUAAGGAAAAAAAUUGCCACUGUGAGGCCCACUAAGUUUUGACUUGUAGCAGUUCAAAAGCAGCCCUGUGGGGAAAGAUCGCUUCCUGAGGAGCAGGGACUGUUCUUUUAUCCAGCAUCCAGCCACUCGCUGCGCCGCACUGGAGCAUCCGUGGCUGGACCUGCUCGUAUUUUACACACCAGCAACAAAAAAAUACCAGGAACAUCUCAGCCCCAUUUCUGGCCUCUCUGACACCCAAAUAAUCCCAGUCCCAGCCGAGUUUGUACCGGGAUAAAUAAUCCAGGAGUGAGCAAAGGCUGUGGUGGGCAGUGCAGCACCAGGAAGGUGGUGGGAGCUGCAGGCUCUAGCAGGGAUCUGAGCAGGAUAUGGGAUGCCUGGGGCCAUGGGAACGGGCUCUGCAGCUGCAGCAUCGUAAUUUACUCACCCUAAGGACUCAGAAAUUAGUUCUGCAUCCUGGAACAGGGUUGUGCUUGCUGGGACAGAGCUCACCUGUUGGUUAAUGAGCAUAAAGAGGUAGUUUUUCAUGGGGAUUAUUGGGAAAAGAAGAAGGAAAAUCAUGGUUCAAAUUAAAAUAGUGGAAGCAACACCAAACCACUACUUUGCUACCCCUCUGCUAUUAAAAAUAAUACUCCAACAGACCCACAAGAACACCCCCAACAACCCUCAAAGAUUCUCCCUACUGCACUGUUUAAUCUCUUUGGCUCCUGUUUUCCCUGACCAGCUGAGGGAUUUAAUUUCCAGGGAAUUAGACGUCCAAUUCAGGGCAUUGUUUUGGGAAAUGUGCACACGAUUUACCACACACAGUCCUGAAAGUCACCGUCAGACCCAGCACUCCCAGCACGCUCCAGUCCCAUCCCUGCUCUGCCGGGAGGUGAAAGGGGCUUUAUUGGGAAGGUUUUGAUGCAUUUGGCAUGUCUUUGAACCUGGCUCCCCCAAAGGGAGAGAAUGAACUCAGGCGGAGAAAGAAAAAAGGAAAUAAAAGGGCCCUUCCCAUCUGCCCGGUUGCAUUCAAUGGGGAGCUUUUUAAAAGGUAUAAUAGAGGUUUGUGUGUUCCUGCUGAGAUUUGUUCUGGUCAACUUCUCCAGGGCGCUCAGACAGGGCGGUGUGGUGUGUCUGCCCUCCCCCAGCACCCUCAGAAAGAAAUUACAGUCGGUUUCUUUUUUUUUUAAAACUAAUUUUUUUUGCUGCAAAAAGUGUAUGCUCUGCACACACAUUGCUCUUGCACAAAAGCAACUCGAGCCAGCCCUGCCAAAAACCAAUGUGGGUGUUUCUCUGGGUUUUCAGCAGCAGUACAGUAAAGCCUGGUGUUCCCAAGCACGGCAUUGAGGCAUCCAACCCCCAAAUAUCCCUACAGGAUCCAGCCCACAUUUUCCUAGAGAGUUUCUCUGGGACAGUGGGGACAGGGAGCACCUGAGGGCUCAGCCUAGUUUUCCAGCAUCUUAUUGUGGACGUAAAUUAACAGCACAUUGGCCGUCCUCCAGAAGUUAUCCUGCUCUUUAUUGUGCUCUGUGACUUGUUGGUGUGAUUAUUAAAAGCCAGGUCGGCUGCAAAGCUGAUUUUUUUAAUGCACUCCUGGCCCCAGAGCAGACGGGAUGACAUUUAACAACACCAAGCACUCAAGAAGGGGCCCUGUGUCAGCACCCAACAGGUACAGAAACGCCUGAGAAGUUCUUGGCUGUCGUGAGCAGCUUUCUGCUUUGCAAACUAUGAUAGAAAGAGUGGAAAAAGCACGCUUUGUGUGCUUUUCCCUGACUCUGGGACUCCAAAGCAGGAAGAUGAGAACAUCCUGCGCACAUGUUAAUUAGUCAUUCCUUAAAACCAAAUGUCACAGCGCUCAUAUUUAAUUCCAAGAACAGACUGAUGAAUAUGUACGUAUAGUUAUAUUUCAUUUACAUACUCUGGGAUUUGUUAAGAGACGCCUAAUAAAACCAUCUAAAAUGAAUUAGAUGUUCUCUUAACAACAUUUAUUUUGAAUUCAUGUCUAUCAGAGAAACAUUCCCAAUACAGUAAUAGGGAAUUUUCAUAGAUAUAAAAUACAUAUAUUGCAUUUCAUAAAUGAAGAUAGGGAGUUAAAGCAGCCACCUUCUAAAUGGGAUUUGAUUCUUGGAGUAGCAAACACACGAAACGGGGCUUGAGGGUCGGGGAAGGCAGUGAUUUGGUUUGUAGGAGCCCAAAGAGGAUGAAGCUCAGCACCCAGACUGCUGUAAGAAAGUGUCCACAUGAAGAAAAUAUUAAAGGAAAUUAAUUCAUUCCUCAAAGCCAGCAAGAAAAGAAAAUCUCCUUAAGACAUUUGCAUCCUCUUAUUUUCAAUUUCCCAGUUCUAUAUCUAAUACUUUUUGAAAUUUAUUUUUUUCUUUACUCAGAGCCCCUACCCUUGAAGUGGGGUCCAUCCAGGUAGCUGCUCUCAAAAAAGCCAUUCCAGCCUAAGAGACUCUUGUGGGACUUUUUUUCCCUUUUCAAACCAAACCAGUUUAUAGGAAAACCCCUGUGGUUUUGGUUUUGUGUUUUGUUCUUCCCCCUCUAAGUGCCCUGCACCCUGUGAGCUCCCAGGGAGCACAAAAGCGUGUCCUGGCGGGCACAUCACCGGCUGGGCAGGUCGUGCCGCGGGAAUUCAGCUCACACUCCCGCGGAUGUGUGAGUCUGGAACAAAUCUGGCUCACCCGCCUGCCUUGGCCGGCCUCCGUAGGGCUAAGAGGGGUGGAAGGCAGUAAAAUCUCCUUUCAGUCUAUAAAAAUCUGCAGAGAUAUUUGGAAUGUGCAGAGGGAGCAGAUCUCCUGGGUAAAGCGGAGCAAUGAUUAAAAUAGUCACUUUUCUGACCGAAAUUGCAAUUUAAAUACUGCAGCUUUUGUUUGCAGAAUGGCUUUGGUUUAUAUUCUAGUGACAGUCACACAACUCCAAGGGUUGUUUUUGGAGUUAGUGGCAAAAACAUGUGGUUUGAAUUUAAAGUCUUAAAGUUAGAGGAUCAACGUUUCUCCAGCAAAGAUAUUGCCAGUGUCUCUAUGAGUCAUAAUUUUAAAUCAUCAAGAACCUGAACACUCCUCAUUAAAUGAUUAAAGGGAACAGUAAUGAAAAAGCUGAAAGAAAGGAUAAAUAUACAGCUAUAGAAACAGGAACAUCUAUUUUCAAAGCAGAAAAAAAUACUACCAUCCUGACAAAGGACAAUAAACUUAUCAAACUAA